Impatiens glandulifera is the source of this 2782-nucleotide messenger RNA. Its product is annotated as pentatricopeptide repeat-containing protein At1g62680, mitochondrial-like. The transcript has 3 exons. Lineage: Eukaryota; Viridiplantae; Streptophyta; Magnoliopsida; Ericales; Balsaminaceae. Bases 303 to 2618 code for a protein of 771 amino acids. The record is from RefSeq and is a predicted model, not a curated record. Gene Ontology annotation, molecular function: protein binding.
UUUACGAAGCAAUUGGACAACGAUUUCGAUUCCUCACGACAAGCCAAGUUAAUUAAGAAAAGAAUAUUUGGAGAAAUGCCUGGCUAGGGUUAGGAUUUACGAGGAAUUGAACAACGAUUUCGAUCCAGCAACGAGUUAUCUGCAGUAAUUCGGUCGGAGACUCAGUUCUGGUGCCGAGUUAGGACGGCGGCGGCGACUGGAAAGAAUGGCCUCUACCCGGUAAACGUCUCCGUUCACUGUUUUUUCACUCUCUGGGUAAAAUCAUUUUAAGAAAUUAGUGAUAGCUGUUUACUUGCGGUGAAAUGAUUAUUAGAAAGCAACUUUGCAGUAAUUGCUAUCUCUUGUUUCGUCCUCACACCAAAUGCUUAUCUUCAGCAACCGUAGAAUCGAGUUCCAUUGACAUAGAAACCCAAAUUAGAUCAUUAUGUGAUAAAUCCAGUCCCCGACUCGAAGAUGCUUUGCUCCUCUUUAAUCAAGCUGUUAAAAUUCACGGCCUGCCUUCUGAAUCAACGUGCAAUUUUCUUUUAAAAACAUUUUUACAGUCAAAGAAGUAUAGCAUGGUUAUCUAUGUCUACAAUAAGAUGAAGGGUAUCCAAGCUUUUCGCAGUUUCUUUUCAUUGAAAGUUCUGAUCGAGAUUUUCCAGCAUUCUAAUAAGCCCGAUUUGGCUUUUGGAGUGUUGGGCACGAUGGUGAAGUGUGGUUUUCAAGUUAACACAUUUUGUAUAAAUGUUGUUUUAAAUGGACUUUGUCGAAAUGGUGAUGCUUCAAGAGCUUUAAAGGUUUUCAAUGAAUGGUGCAGAGGGCCUGUAUUGCCUGAUGUGAUUACUUUCAACACUCUUAUGAACGGGCUUAGUAAAAAUGAUCGAAUUGGAAAAGCAAUGGAUUUGUUUGAUGAAAUGAAGCUGAAGGGCCUCAAUCCGGAUGUUUUUACUUACAUCAUUCUUAUGAACGGGCUUUGUAAAAAGGAUCGAAUGGGAGAAGCAAUGAAUUUGUUUGAUGACAUGAAGCUGAAGGGCCUCAAUCCGGAUGUUUCUACUUACAAAACUCUUAUGAACGGGAUUUGUAAAGAGGGUCGAAUGGGAAAAGCAAUGGAUUUGUUUGAUGACAUGAAGCUGCAGGGCCUCUAUCCGGAUGUUUAUACUUGCAACACUCUUAUGAACGGGUUUUGUAAAGAGGAUCAAAUGGGAGAAGCAAUGGAUUUGUUUGAUGACAUGAAGCUGAAGGGCCUUAAUCCAAAUGUUUUUACUUACACCAUUCUUAUGAACGGGCUUUGUAAAAUGGAUCGAAUGGGAGAAGCAAUGGAUUUGUUUGAUGACAUGAAGCUGAAGGGUCUCAAUCCAAAUGUUUUUACUUACACCAUUCUUAUGAACGGGCUUUGUAAAGAGGGUCGAAUGGAAGAAGCAAUGGAUUUGUUUGAUGACAUGAAACUGAAGGGUCUCAAUCCGAAUGUUUUUACUUACACCAUUCUUGUGAACGGGCUUUGUAAAAAGGGUCAAAUGGGAGAAGCAAUGGAUUUGUUUGAUGACAUGAAGCUGAAGGGCCUCGAUCCGGAUGCUGUUACUCACGGUGCACUUGUCAAUGGACUUUGCAAAGCUGGGAAUUUCGACGAGGGAAAGAAACAUUACGAGAAGAUGUUGGAAAAAGGAGUUGAACCGCACAAAUUCAUUUAUUCAAGUUUGUUACAGUAUCUUUGCAAAACAAGGCGAUGGGAGGCAGCUAGUGAGUUAUUCAAUGUUAUGUCAGACCGAGGAAUAAAACAGGAUCUGGUAAUCUGCAACGUUUUAAUCGAUGGGCAUUGUAGAGAUGGAAGGCCCAUGGAAGCUAUGCGGUUAGUAGACUUAAUGGCGGAGAAUGGUGAAGAGGCAGACAUAAUAACAUAUAAUUCACUAAUGGAUUUUGUAAAUCUGGUUGAUGAGGCGAUGGAGUUAGUAUCCUUGAUGUUGAAAGACGAGAAUCGUGUAGAGCCAGAUCAUCAAUUGUUAGCAGCUUUAAUUCACGGGCUUUGUAAAGAAGGUCGUCUACAAGAAGCGAUGGAGAUUCAUCGUGAAAUGAACACGAGAGAAAUAUUUCCUUUUAAUAUACUAAUACAUGCUCAUUUGAAGAAAGGAGAUGUUGGUGAAGGAAUGAAGUUAUUGAAGACCAGGCUUGAAAUGGGAUUAGUUCUGGAUUCACACACUUAUUCAGUUUUGAUAAAUGGAUUCUUCCAAUUGAGAAUGAUGAACAUUGCGAAAGGUCUUUUGACGUUUGGAGGAGGCAAAGGGUUUAUUACCAUAGACAGUAAACCAGAUGUUGCAUCUUUUAAUACCAUAAUUCAUGGAACUAUAAGAGCGAAUGAUCUACAAUCGGCAAAACAAUUCUUCGAGGAAAUGCUUCAAAUGGGCGUGGAACCUGAUGUUGUGACCUUUUCAACCCUUGUAAAUGGAUUUAUGAAAUUAGUACAUUGGCAGGCGGGAAAAGACACCUUCGAGAGGAUGGUAGCUUGCGGUUAUGGUCCUACUGCUGCUGUAUACGAUUCUUUACUAAACGGUUUCCUUGCGAUGGGUGAAAAGGAAGAAAUAAUUGGUUUGCUUAGACGGAUGGCAGCUGAGGGGUUUCGUCUUAAACGAAGAAAUUACUGAUACGAUUGUGAAAUGUUUGUAUCUUUUUUCUGAACAUGAUAAUGUUGAAAAUAUCUUGCCUAGUUUUCAACAGGAGAUUUCUAAGGUGGUUUGAGAAUAAAAUAGAAGAAUUGUAUUGAAUGAAAUUAUGAAAGUGCCAAUAGGUUUAGAAUUGAAAUUGCCAA